Lactuca virosa is the source of this 1108-nucleotide messenger RNA. Lineage: Eukaryota; Viridiplantae; Streptophyta; Magnoliopsida; Asterales; Asteraceae. The record is from the annotation of a GenBank genome assembly.
CCCAGAUACAAAGCCCGAAUUCUAAAACCCUUGUCUUCAUCUUCUCAGGCAAAAUCUCCGAUUCACCCCCACACACUGAAUCGAUCUCCGAUAAUCUUUCAACCAGUUUGUAUGAAAAAGCGUUGAUAAUUGGAGGCUUCCAUAGAGGAAAGUAUGCAGAGAUCCUCUAGAAUCUUAUCUCGAUUUCUGGCUUCAAAUCGAGGUUAUUGCACAUCAUCAAAAGGAUCUGAAAAUGAUAAGAUCGUAGCGUCCGUUCUGUUUGAGAGGCUUCCGGUUGUUAUUCCUAAAAUCGACCCCGUCGUCUACGGUUUUCAAGAAUUCUCCUUUCGUUGGAGACAGCAGUUUCGUCGUGCAUACCCUGAAGAAUUUCUUAAAAAAUCUGAUGCUAGGGGUAAGGGUGAAUACCACAUUGAUUUCGUACCAGCUCCUAGGAUCACAGAAGCUGACAAAACCAAUGAUAAAAGGUCACUGCAAAGAGCUCUUGAUAGAAGGCUAUAUCUUCUUCUUUAUGGUGAUGCAUAUGGUAGUCCAAAAGGGCAGCCUGUAUGGCACUUUCCUGAAAAAGUUUACAAGUCUGAAGAGACCUUACGUAAGUGUGCAGAAUCUGCACUAGAAUCUGUUAUUGGAGACUUAUCUCAUACAUACUUUGUUGGAAAUGCUCCAAUGGGUCAUAUUGCAAUGCCACCAUCUGAGAAAAAUAAGGAUAAUUCAUCUUUUAAGAGGUUUUUCUUUAAAUCUCAAGUGAUUGCAACAAAUAAGUUGGAUAUCAAAAGCAAGGAUUUUGUGUGGGUAACAAAGGACGAGUUGUUGGAGUACUUUCCUGAGCAUAGCGAAUACCUGACGAGAAUGAUCAUCAGCUAGCUGAAUCCAAGGGUCCAGAUUGUUCCAAGUCAAAGAUUUUUAAACAGUGCAAUAAUUUGGUUGAAAUUCAUGCUCAGAAUCAAUUCAUAUGCAUGUGUUUUUAGUUGUAGGUUUGUAUUUUUGAAACUGCAUGAAUUAUGUACGGCAUUAGAGGAUCCAAAACCCGGGUUUUUGUUUUGAUGCGAAAGAAUGUUGAAAUAUAGCCACUGUAUCCGUUUUCUAAGAUUAUCUGUUAUAUUCAAGUCAA